Messenger RNA from Nematolebias whitei (Rio pearlfish), 4871 nucleotides. It is a transcript of the gene frmpd3, whose product is annotated as FERM and PDZ domain containing 3. The record is from RefSeq and is a predicted model, not a curated record. The transcript has 11 exons. The coding region runs from base 88 to 4821 and encodes 1577 amino acids. NCBI's taxonomy places the organism in Eukaryota, Metazoa, Chordata, Actinopteri, Cyprinodontiformes, Rivulidae. Gene Ontology annotation, cellular component: cytoskeleton.
AGUGCAGCCAAAAAGGCCCGCCUGCGAACAAACCCGCCUAAAGUGCGCUUUUCAGAGCAAGUGUCCAUCAGUGACCCAGACUCAACAAUGCUAAAGGACGACUCCUUGCUACUCAUACCAAAUGUGCUGAAGGUGUUCUUGGAGAAUGGACAGAUUAAGUCUUUUACGUUUGACAGCCGCACCACCGUUCGGGAUGUAAUCUCCUCCCUGCAGGACCGGCUCUCGCUGCGCUACAUUGAGCACUUUGCUUUGGUGUUGGAGGCAGGUGGUCUGGACCAGAAUCAGAAGUUGCAUCUGCUGCAGGAAAACCAGCCGCUGACACAUGUGGUGCACAGAACAUACUUCCAAGGGAUGAAGUGUCUUUUCCGCAUCUGUUUCUUCCCAAAGGACCCUGCAGACCUGUUGAGACGAGACCCUGCUGCAUUUGAGUACCUCUAUAUACAGAGUCGCAAUGACGUCAUCAAGGAGCGCUUUGGCAUGGACUGGAAAUCUGACAUCACGUUACGAUUGGCGGCGCUCCACAUCUACAUCACUGUGUCCUCCGCGAGGCCUAAUCAGAAGAUCUCCCUCAAAUACGUUGAGAAAGAGUGGGGACUUGAACCUUUCCUUCCACUGACUUUGCUUCCCACAGUGAAGGAGAAGAAUGUGUGUAAAACCCUGUCACAGCUGCUGAAAACAUACCAACAUCCACCUCCGUCAGGCAACAAGGUUCCUCCGCUCCAAGGGAAACUACAGUACAUGAGAGUUCUCAACGACCUUCCACCUUUUGGGGGGAUUCUGUUUAACACUGUUGGAUUGGAUGAGAAACAGUCUGCUACGAUGCUACUGGUGGGCCCCCGACAUGGCAUCAGUCACGUGAUCGACCUGAAAAAUAACCUCACAACUGUUUUGGCCGAGUUCAGCAGAGUUUCCAAGAUUCAGCUGUACAGAGAGAGCCAUGGAGUGGCCCGUGUGGAGGUGUCAAUCCAUGAGGCCAAGCCGCUGGUCCUUCUUAUGGAAUGGCCUGAUGCCAGUAACUUUGCAUCUCUCCUCUCCGGCUACUACAAGCUGUUUGUAGACCCUAAACGGACUAUUUAUUUUCGUAACUUUGGUCAGACUCAGUUUGUCAAGCCAGAUUACCGAAGCUCCCACCACCCCCACCCACGUUCUGGGGCAACUGGAUUGCAAAGUGGAGGGAGGCGAGGGGAGGAGAGAGAAAGCUCACACAGAGAGUCGGGGAGCUCAAGAGCCCUGGUUCCUGCAGAGCCUCAGCAUCUGGGCCUGUGUCAUGUUCACCUUCGAGAACACCAACAAUUUCAGGAGCACCAAGUGCACACUGAGGCUGAACUCGACAUCAAUGAGAACUUUAUUUCUCAAGAGCCCCACGGGCGGCCCCGCACCAAGUCAGACCCCACACAGGAGAGUACAGAAGACAUAACUGGGGUUUUAGAGAACCCAGUAGUGGAGAAAGCAGUUUUUCGAGCCAGAGCUCAAACAAUGGGUCAAUCCAAGAAAGCCUCACGAUACUUCUGUGACUCCUGCAAAGCCAGGCUUAGGGCAGAGGGUCUGUCAGCAGUAAUGAACAGCAGUGGGAGCUCUGGGAAGCAUUGUUCUGGUGCAUGUGCCUCCAGAGUUGCAGGAGCUGUUGAUCUCACGGCACUUCCACCUCCUGGGAAUGAAGAAGAGGAUGAGGGGGAAACUGAUGGAGGAGCAGAAAUGUUGCAGCCACCACCGCCUGCAAUUGCUGCCCCACCACCCGGCUUCAGGGAUAACAGUUCUGAUGAGGAUGAUCCAAAAAGAGGAAGGAAGGGUCGAACAGGUGCCAUGAUUGGGAUUGCCCCUGGGAAACAGCCACAGACCAAGGAAGAUGUGCCUGUGACACUAAUUGAUAAUGUGGCCUCAAGAACAGUUCGAGACCAUGCCCAAGAGCUUGACGAUGCACUGGUGUCCACCUUACAGGCACUUGAGGCUUUGGCAGCCUCUGAGGACUACCCACAUCACCCUCAGCAACCAACACAGACUGCAGGGCUGAUUGUCUUAGCUGCAAUUACACCUGAGUCGUCACUGGAUUCAGGUCAUGAGACCAACUCUUCUGAACUGGCAGAUGUUUCUGAGAUGGUGUCAGCAAUGAAACAAAACCAGAACCAGACUUAUCUGCUCGCUCAUCAUAUCAACAAGGAGCGUAUUCUCUGUCGCCGUGACUUUCCCCUGGCUAUACCUGGAUGCACUGCAAAAACAAUAGGAACUGGGGCCUUUUCUGUGGGUCAGAUCCGUGCUGGCUGUCCACCCAAGCAAGUAAUCCUCAGUAAGACUGUUCCAUUUAAAGUCAACCAGCCCAGCCAAGAUUCAGCAAUACUUAGGGUCAUGACAGAGCUUGGGGACAAUCAAGGCACUACACAGACUAACCAGAAAGCAGAGAUAAAAGCAAUCUCUGAGUCUGCCAAAGCAAACAACCUUGAUCCCUCUUCUAAGCUACCAGAAGAACUUAACGUGACUGAUCCUUUACUGACAGCUCAAGUCAAUACAGAUCAGAAUUUAUCCAAUUCUUCUGGAGAAACACAAAGCCAAACUCUCCAUUAUGGUAUGAAAGUGAAGACACCAGCACCUCCUUUUGUGGAGUCAAUGAAGAAAGCCUUACCGAAAAUUUUGGCUGUGGACACAACUGUCCCUGCCAAGAUCUCCCACAUCAAUAUGUGCCAAGAUGCCAUUACUGCCUCUAGUGAGACCAUGAAGCCUUCAAGCUCUACAGAACUUCUGCCAGUUGAUGACCUUUUCUGCACAUGUCCAGUGCAAAAGGAGUCUGCAUCUCAGCUAAAACUAAAAGACCCACAAGUACAGAAGAUAGUGGUAUUUCAAUCAUCAUCCCCCACAGAUGAUGAGCGACUUCAAGCUAAAGGCCUCCAACUGGCAAACAGCAAAGAAAAUGCAGCAAGGGCAGGAACAGAUCCAAGUUUGGCAAAACCAAGCCCACAAAUACAAACCAAGUUAUCCCCUCAUUUGCCACCAAAAGUAGAAAACAAGGAAACAACUGAAAACAAAAGUGAGAGUGCCCAGGGAAAAUCCCAAGAGUCACAGAAAUGCCCAGUAAAGGCCUUACCUAUUUUAGAUGACCUUACAACACCAAGUCCCUCUGUAGAAAAAGUAUCCACUCUCCCAGCCAGAGACUCAGCAAAGCAGGACAAUGGUAAGGGGAAGUCUCAAAGGAAUGCUCCUUUCUUGAGCUUUAGAAAUCUUCUUUCAGCAACAUUUCCAGCUCGAAUGCGAAGAGAGACUGAUGAACGUAGGGCUCAGUUGCAAAAAGUUCGCCAGUAUGAGCUAGAGUUCUUAGAGGAGCUUCUGAAACCCAAGUCAUCACAGGGAGAAUUUUUGCCUCAAGGUUCUUCACCUGUACCAUCAGGCACUCCUUGUGCAUGCCAGCUUCGUACCAGUCCUGUUCUUAAGGCUCCAGGAAUCUCCAGGGAGCAGCGGCGCAGUUGUGACUGUAAGCGAAUGUGUAGGGGCAUGCGAUUACCUGACACACCUGUUGGCACCGCAACAGAGACAAAAAACAGAGGCAGAGAGAGAACUACCUCGAAGACCCCUCCAUCAGUCUCCAAAGUCCCUCAUGCUGAAGGUGGCACAAGUAGACCUCAAACCUUAGAAAUUAAGACCACAAGAAUAAGAUCUACUAGCCUUGAGUCAAGAGAGCCGAGGGGAGACCUGACCUCCUGUCUGCCUACCUGUACUUCUCAAAAUGAUUGCAUGGGAGGUCCACAGUACAAAAAGCUACAGAGACGAUACAGUAUUGGUGAGCUGGAUAACAGCACUAGCACACCUGUGUAUGCAGAAGUGAAGCCCAAAGCUAAAAGUCUGGAGAAGGAGAUGGAAAGAGUAAGAGCCACAGGGCUAAGGCUCCCUACUCCAGUAGAACCAGCUCACACACAGUCUCACCAGGUAGAGGGGAAAGGAAAGAAGGGUGUAUUUUUUAUUCAGGGAGAAGAACUCCUGCGAGAAAGUAAAGAGGGGACUGGGAAAGUGUUGCUUUCCCUGCCCAGUGAGGACAGUGAUGACAAAGACAAAUGCUGCUCAUUCUGUUUCUGUUACAGGAAGUGUGAGGCUGCAGACGAAAGCAGUGAAAAAGAUGAACUAUCAUACUCUAUACCACUCCAGGUCCUUCCAGGCAUGGAGGUAGACUCAUGUAACUUUCCUGUUGUAAGCAAAACACUCCAAGUUCUUCAUGCUGAGGAUUGCAGUGGAGAAGAAGAAGAAGAAGAAGAGGAUCAGGAGGAACCACAGAUACAAGACAUUGACCUUAGAGCCUGUGGUACACUUGAAGGAAGUCUUGCACGGGUACAAGCUCUGCAAGGGAAAACCUUCAGCUUGCCUGAUGGUUUCCUGAAUGCUCAGCUGGAUGCUAAUGAGUUGCUAUCAAUCUUGCGACAAUGUGCCAACAGCCCACAGGCAGAGGGUGAAGCUCGUCUUCAACCCUUGCGGAUUGCAGAGUACAAACAGGAGCUGGCAGUGCGCUUCAAGGAGUUCAGAGCAUCCUGUCGAAGAGUGGCAAGUGUUGAAAAAAGUCCAACACGUAUGCUUGCUGUUGUCUCAGAUAGCUUUCGGGUGCUGUGUGAACUAACUAAGACCUUCAUCAAAUUGGUCCGAGGGGUUCGUUCAGAAACCCAAAGGCUUCAGCUGUUGAAGAAAGUUGAGGAAGUAGCUAUCAACUACACUUUGCUUCUGCGUGCAGCAGAGGAGUCCAUGGGGCACUCAAGCAGCUUGCCAACAAAGACAGUGAGCCCUCAAGUCCCCUCCAGUACCAACAACAUGAGCUCACUCACACGACCCAUCAAAACCCUGCCUGUCUAGAAGGGAUGAACAAGGCAGGAAUGUGGGUUGUUAAUCUAUCCAAAUUCAUU